Messenger RNA from Suillus fuscotomentosus, 835 nucleotides. RefSeq lists its product as uncharacterized. Bases 32 to 646 code for a protein of 204 amino acids. The record is from RefSeq and is a predicted model, not a curated record. The transcript has 3 exons. NCBI's taxonomy places the organism in Eukaryota, Fungi, Basidiomycota, Agaricomycetes, Boletales, Suillaceae.
CUGUUAUUAAGGGAUCAAGUGCCAGCAUGCUAUGGCUCAUAGACAGCAUCAUCACCCUCUACUUGAAAUUUUCAAACAUGGAUAUGAAACUCGGACUAAAGAGAAACAGAUUUCCCAACGUCUUGUUCUGGAACAUGGACAAAAACGGGUCAGGGUCAAACGGCAAAGGUCGUAUAAUCUCAUGCUUGACUCUGCCUGCAAACAUUUCCGAAACAUUUCGAGAGAUGUGGUCAUAUUUCAGACCAGUCAACUCGAUGUUUGCGAUGGCUACUACGUGGAUAUCACGGCUGAGAUAUGGUUCGAUGUCAUUGACUUGCUUAAUGUCGUUGAAGUGGCUCGGCGCGCGGAAAUGACGUUGCCCGUCCCACUGCCGCUUGAUGCUUCGGCUAUUUCAUUGCCUGACAAUCAAUCGGCGCUAAGUCAGGUUAACGAACAGGACAGCUUCAGGAACGAUGACAAAGUCACAAUCAUACUUGUUUUUCCAUCUGGCGAGAUCCAGACUGCUAAAAUCCCGAGGAAGAUGAAGGUGGACGAACUUAUUGCUGACGCUAGUCAGAAAUUGGGACAUCAUCCCAUUGGUGUCAGGGCAGUCUUGAGUAGGGUUUCCGAACAGCGCUUGGAUCGGGUAACGAUGCUAGGAACCUAGUGGGUCGGAUCGUACCAUGUCAAGGAUGGUGACUGCGUCAAUUUUGAAGUCUGUGAUGAUGAGUUGCGCUGUAAAAAAACCAGUCAUUUAUCUAUACUCGCCCUCCGACAUCGAUAUUUCCGUCAAGCUUUCCCUCAUUCCUGGGUGAAGCCUCUCUGUCAUCCAUCCUGUUGUUGCCAUAGAAGAGCA